AUGUUGGGAACCCCCAAACCGGCCUCCUCCAUCCUCUUUCUUUCUUUCUUUUUGGGCAAAAUUGGGAAACAUAGCGUCGUCUCGGCCGUUUUGCCGGACAGCGAAUAUGGCACAGACUCUGCAGCAGGUUGCAAGAGACAUGCUGCACAGCUUUCCAAACAUCAGAAUUGGUUUAAUGUAAAUGGCCUCAAGGCACAGUAUGAGGAAGAAGGGCAUCAGCUUGAAGAAGCUAUCAAUAAAAUUCUCAAAAAGAACCAAAGACUUCGGCAGAAGUACAAGCGGCCGGACCCAAGAAGUGACAGGCUGUAUAAAGCUGAAGUUACUCAUCCACCAGACAGUGACAUGACCUGCGCAGCUGUCUGCCGUGACGAUCCAUCAAAGUUGAUAGUCCGACACGAACGGACUGAGAGCGAAGACAAUCCAAAAAUCCAUUACGGUUUGAUUGCGUCAGCAAAUCAGUUAAUGAAGGAUGCUUUGAUCCGAGAUGCGCUCGCACAAGAAAAGGACGUAUUAUGUUUUGAAAUGGAAGCGGCUGGGCUGAUGAACCACUUUCCUUGUCUGGUUAUUCGAGGUAUCUGCGAUUACUCAGAUUCCCAUAAGAACAAAGAGUGGCAAGGGUAUGCAGCUAUGGCUGCAGCUGCAUAUGCUAAAGACAUUCUUUGUCAACUUCCCCCCACCAGGGUGGAGGCUGAGAAGAGGAUCAAUGAUAUUCUUUCUUCUGUUACAGAAAGCAUGAGUAAAGUCCAAGUUACAACUCAAGAUACAAAUAUUAUUGUCAAAAAGUUGUGCACAGAAUAUAUGCGAGACAAAAUUGAACGCUGGCUGUCUCCCCCAGAUCCCUCAGCUGAUUAUAAUAAAGCACUACAGCAACGCCACAAGGACUCAGGCCUCUGGUUCCUUCAUGGCGAUGUUUUUGCCAAAUGGAAGAAGCGACCAAAUUCCUUUCUGUGGCUUCAUGGCAUCCCUGGAUGCAGGAAGACAAUUCUCAGCUCUGCCAUCAUUCAGGAUCUUGAGGAAACCACAUACCAACCAGUCCUCUACUUUUAUUUCAACUUCAACGACAUCAGUAAGCAGUCACUGGACAGCAUGAUCCGCUCACUCAUCAGUCAGCUCUACAACAAACAGGAGGACAUCAGGGAGCAGUUAAAUUCACUCUUCUCUUCCUGCGAAGACGGACGUCGACAGCCAACUACUGAAUCAUUGAAUAUUAGUCUCCGGCAGAUGAUACAGCAGGUUGGUGAAGUCUGGAUUGUACUGGAUGCUCUUGACGAAUGCAAUACAAGGAAAGAAACUGAAGCACUGCUGUUAUGGAUAAAAUGCAUCCUAGACUCUGAGCUGAGGAAUGUCCACCUCAUUGUCACAAGUCGCCCAGAACAAGACAUUGAAUCGGCCAUAAGUGAAUGGGCUAGAACUGAAGACAUGAUAGCCAUUCAGAAGGCGUUUGUUACUAAUGAUAUCCGUGAAUAUGUUCGUACAAAAAUCAGAGAGGAUGAAGGCCUCAAGAGGUGGCGAUCGAUUCCAGAAGUUCAGGAUGAGAUUGAGAACAGACUUAUGGAGAAAGCUGAUGGAAUGUUCCGCUGGGCUGCGUGCCAGGUAGAGGCAUUAAAGAGCUGCCUUGAUUAUCCUGAACUCCGAGAAGCACUUGCAUCCCUCCCGGACACAUUGGAUGAAACCUACGCCCGAAUACUAAAUUCUAUUCCUCGUGGGCAUAAACAAAAGGCCAUAAGGAUUCUGCAAUUCUUAUCCUUCUCCAAUCGGUCUCUGCUAAUUGAAGAGGCUGUUGACGCAAUAGCCGUGGACCCUGAAGGCGUGCCACGAUUUGACCCCAAAAAUAGGAUGCCGGUGCCAAGGGAGAUAUCGAGGUACUGCUCAAGCUUGGUGGUCGUUGUCAACAGAAAGAAACACUGGUAUGAUCAGAACGACCAGGACAUUCCAGUGCAAAGAAUCAGGGAGAUCUUUCCAUUGGCUCAGUAUUGUGCAGAGUAUUGGAUGCAUCAUGCUGCUAUAGGCGAAGGCAGGGACAAGGUGCUACAAAGGCUUAUCAUGGAGUUUUUUUCUCUCCAGUGA
Messenger RNA from Rasamsonia emersonii CBS 393.64, 2067 nucleotides. RefSeq lists its product as uncharacterized. The record is from RefSeq and is a predicted model, not a curated record. Lineage: Eukaryota; Fungi; Ascomycota; Eurotiomycetes; Eurotiales; Trichocomaceae. The coding region runs from base 1 to 2067 and encodes 688 amino acids. The transcript has 6 exons. Gene Ontology annotation, biological process: nucleoside metabolic process. Gene Ontology annotation, molecular function: catalytic activity.